AUGUUUCGAGAGUCUGCAAAAAUUGUUGUCGAUGAUGGACAGGCACCAUCGGCGCCGUUUGUUAUUAAUGUUUGGAUGGAGGACUUCCUGGAGAAGCUCAAGGUCCUCAAUUACGAUACUGAGUUUGUACAGGAGUUGAAGAUGAAGCCAAUCAGCAGGCACUAUUUUGCCGUCCCAACGAACCCCGGAGAGCAGUUCUACAUGUUCACGACCCUGGCAGCUUGGCUGAUAAGGAAAUCGGGGAAGAAUUUCGAGUAUCCUCAGGAGUCUGAUGACCCAAAUUCAACGAUAGCAUUGAUCCUGGAUUACUUGAGGGGUACCGAUGUGUCCAUUGAGUUUCCCCCGAAUAAAUUGAAGCAGGGAGUGGGAGAGCAUGCCAUCUACGUCCUAGACCAUCUAGCUGACCAGGCCAUCAAGGUGUCUGGCUUCAAGUGGAAGAAACCUGAGAUUACACCUGACGAUCCCAAUCAAGAGCCAGAGAUCGAGGAAGACGAGGCUGAACUGAUCUUGGAGAAAGUGGAGGAAGAAAUGAUGGCGGAAUACGAUGAGGAGGAUGAUGAUGUUCUUCAUAUCGAUGACAUUACGAAACUGUAUGGAGCAGCUAUGGAUGAUGUCCAGAAGCCUGAAAAUAUUUUAGAAUCUCAAACCGAUACAGAAGAAUGGAAAAUGGAGCUGGAACGAGUUCUUCCUCAGUUGAAAGUUACAAUUAAAACAGAUUCUCGAGAUUGGCGUGCCCACCUUGAGCAGAUGAAGCAGUUACGAACGAAUAUAUCCACAGGUCUGAAUGGUACCAAAAGUCAAUUAGAUAAGUUGCAAUCCGACAUUGGGAACACUUUGGAUAAAAUAAGGAUGCGAGAGAUGUACCUGAAUAGGCAAUUGGAAUCAACUUUGAACGAAUUUCGAGUACUUCAGGAGGAGCUAUCGAAAGUUAAAGAGCAUUACAGAGAAGUCAGUGGGGGUGUAACCGAAAGAACUCGAACAUUGAACAAGUUAAGCGAGGAAUUGGAGCAAGUGAAGAAGGAGAUGGACGAAAGAGGCUCCAGUAUGACCGAUGGUACGCCCUUGGUAAAUAUAAAGAAAAGUAUAACGAAAAUGAAGGCCGAAAUAUCGGAGAUGAGUGUUAGGAUUGGAGUUUUGGAGUACAGUUUAAUGUGCGCGAGAAUCCGGGAUAGGACGCAAUUGCAAGAAGACAUGAAUAGUAGUAAUUCCAGUUUGGCAAUUAAAUGAGUUAAUAGGGUAUAAUGAAAAUACAAAAAUUUUGGGAAUACAUCCGUCCACAGUGUGAUGACAACAGAAUUGAUGUUGAGUGAAUUGCUGGAAUUCGUGAAUGAAUUCUUCUGUUAUCUAGUCAAGCUACCCACCAAUUUCCACCGACAAAGAAUAUGUAGAUUAUUAUAAUCUAAUGGAAAUAAAAAAUUUAUUCCAUUAUAUGAAUUUGGAGCAUGAGCAACGCUAA
Messenger RNA from Diachasmimorpha longicaudata, 1456 nucleotides. It is a transcript of the gene IFT57, whose product is annotated as intraflagellar transport protein 57 homolog. Gene Ontology annotation, cellular component: centrosome; intraciliary transport particle B; Golgi apparatus. Gene Ontology annotation, biological process: non-motile cilium assembly; intraciliary transport. NCBI's taxonomy places the organism in Eukaryota, Metazoa, Arthropoda, Insecta, Hymenoptera, Braconidae. The record is from RefSeq and is a predicted model, not a curated record. The coding region runs from base 1 to 1227 and encodes 408 amino acids. The transcript has 5 exons.